AUGGGGAAGUAUGCGUUUGUCGCUUGUUUAGGGAAGUAUUCGAUAGUCUUGGACGCCGGAUCGUCCGGGACGAGAGCACACAUCUAUCGAUGGCCUAAGAAAGCGCACAAGGGCGCCGCUAGCAAGGAGCUAGAACAGCUGCCUCAUAUCGAAACAACCAAGGAAUGGACGAAGAAAAUAAAGCCUGGAGUUUCGACGUUCGCCAAAAAGCCCGAAAAGAUUGGCCCUGAUCAUCUUCACGACCUCCUCAAGCAUGUUCACGGCAUAAUUCCCCAAGGCGCGGUCGAGGAUACACCCAUCUUCCUCCUCGCGACAGCUGGUAUGCGAUUGCUGCCGGAAAACGAACAGAAACAAAUUCUCCACAACAUAUGCUCCUACAUUGACGACAAUUCUGAUUUCCUGUUACCGGACUGUGAUGCCCAUGUCAAGGUCAUUGAUGGGAAAACCGAAGGUCUCUACGGCUGGAUUGCAACAAAUUAUCUCCUUGGUGGGUUUGAUGAACCAAAGGCCCACAACCAUGGUAAAAGCCAUCACACCUAUGGGUUUCUCGAUAUGGGUGGUGCAUCUGCACAGCUAGCAUUUGCACCAAACUCGACAGAAGCAAGAAAACACGCGAACGAUCUGACAUUACUGCGCCUGAGAACCCUUAACGGCCAGUCAAACGAUUACGGGGUCUUCGUCACGUCCUGGCUUGGAUUCGGUGUUCGCGAAGCAAGAUCUCGCUAUGUGAAAGCUUUAUUGAAAGGAACGCCUGGCGGCACAGUCGAUAGGAAGCGCCCUGAUCCAUGCCUUCCAGACGGUUUGCGCACAACUCUAGAGGGAACCGUGCUCCCACCAGAUGGUCCGGUAGCUGGCACAGAUCCAUACCUAGUAGGCAACGGGAAAUUUGAAGAAUGCUUGCGCGAAACGAUCCCCUUGCUCGCCAAAGAUGUGCCGUGCGAGGAUGAACCUUGUCUUUUGAACGGAGUGCACGUCCCUGCAAUUGACUUUGAUGUCAAUCACUUUGUCGGUAUUAGUGAAUAUUGGCAUACCACUCAUGAAAUAUUCGAGAUGGGCCACCAGGACAAGGCAUACGACUUCAAAACCUAUCAAACGCGUGUCAAGGAGUUUUGUUCAACACCAUGGAGUUCGAUCAAAGAGGGUAUUGAACAGAAGAAAUGGGGUAAAGUCGACCAAGAAACCGCAUUUGAAGUUUGCUUCAAGGCAGCGUGGAUCGUUAACAUCCUUCACGAUGGCAUCGGCAUACCACGCAUCGGGCUCGAGGCUACCCCCAGCCAUGGCAAGAGUGGCACCGAACAGCUCGCCGAACACGGUAAACAUGGCAAACAGAAAGGUUACCUGGAUCCAUUCCAGGCGGUAAAUAAGAUCAAUUCAACCGAAGUGAGUUGGACCCUAGGGAAAGCUGUCCUCUAUGCGUCAUCACAGGUUCCUGGCCCCAAGGGCGGUUUACCAGUGGGAUUCGGCAGCAACGUUCCAGGCAAAAUCCCAGAGGAUUUCGAAUACCCCAGCUCAAACCAUCCCCAUAUCCCCGCGCCUCCCAGCUCCGGUAAGAACGGUACAAGUGAGCACUGGCAUGAUUCCUUGUUCGAUGGAGAGUCUUCCCGCCGUAUUCCAGGGCUAUUACUCUUUGGUCUAAUCGUCUUGAUCGUCAUAUUCUUCCUCUUCGGUCGAGAACGCCGGUCCCGCAUCUAUCACAAAUUAGGCCUACGGUUCGGACGUGGUAACGGCGGAAGCAGCCCUAGAAGAAAGGCCCCCUUUUUCAGAGGAAAGAUCCCCUUCUUCUCUCGGCGCGGAGCAGGAACCUCGUAUGAGCGUGUCCUUGAAGAAGGAGAUCACCCAGAAUUCGAGCUUGGAAGUAUGGACUCCGAUGAAGAUUCUCAAUCUUCUUUAUCGCCGACUUCAGCAGUAAUGGGCAGCCGGCCAGUUAGUCGAAGCCAUCAUCUUCAGAGCCCAAAAUUUAACUUUGACAAUUCGUCUUCGCUCAGCAUUGCGAGCAAUAAUAACUCCAUGGACAGACGGGGACUUGUGAUCAGAACCGAAAGCAGGGAGAGGUUAUUCCCGCCUGCCCUUGCGCCGACGACUACUGGUCGCAAGUCUCGGGCAACGAGUCCUAUUCGACAUUCAACGCCACUUACGAAUGCUUAG
Messenger RNA from Arthroderma uncinatum, 2145 nucleotides. RefSeq lists its product as uncharacterized. Bases 1 to 2145 code for a protein of 714 amino acids. The transcript is spliced from 4 exons. Gene Ontology annotation, biological process: nucleoside diphosphate catabolic process. Gene Ontology annotation, cellular component: membrane. Gene Ontology annotation, molecular function: nucleoside diphosphate phosphatase activity. The record is from RefSeq and is a predicted model, not a curated record. NCBI's taxonomy places the organism in Eukaryota, Fungi, Ascomycota, Eurotiomycetes, Onygenales, Arthrodermataceae.